GAAGAGUAAUUAUUCAUUCCGUGGAAGGAAUCAUCAGUUUCGUGGUGGCAGACAGUAUGGCAACCAUACCCGAGACAGUGGUGUACACAAUCAGAGGAGACCAAACCAGAUGCGAGGAAUUAAAUGUUUCAAAUGUGAGAAAUUUGGUCACAUGGUUAAGAACUGUCCUCUUAACAAGAAAUCAAAUGAAUCAAAUAUCACUGAAGAAGGCGAGCAAGAUAAACGUGGAAAUGAAGGAAUAGCUUUAAGCUCUACAUCCACCAAUAAAGGGACAAAUGAUCAAUGGUUCAUUGAUAGUGGAGCAACUAAACACAUGACAUUUCAGAGGAAUAUUAAAAAUGAUUACAAGAAAUAUGAGGAACCAUCUAAGAUCUAUCUUGGAGAUAAUAGAGUCAUCAAAGCAUAUGGCGAAGGAAAAGUGAAUCUUGAAUGUAAUGAUCAUAGAUUAAAGAAUGAAUAGGUGGCCCACUCCUUUGAUGUUUUUGACGCUGCCGCCUCGCACCGGAAAUUGACGGCCGCCAUGUUGCUGGCAAGUAGAUUGCAGCAAGUAUAAUAGGGAAAUGUAUUGGCGAGAAGUGUAUUUUCAGUAAUAAAAUGGAAAAUUUUUGUGAUCUUGUCUUUUAUCGUAUUUUCUGUGGAUAGUACAUUAAAGGGGAAGGUAAGAGGAGUGUAUUUUUGUAUUUAUGAGAUUAAGAACUGUAUUUAAAGUGAUUGAAAUCGUUCGUAAGAGUGAGCUGAAUGUGGACGCAAGAUACGCAUAUAAAGUGCUAAUGGAACUGUUCAUGUAAAUGGAUGAUAUGUUGGAUAUCUAAAAAAAUGUCGUUAGAUAUAACUUUCCCGGACUAUUUACGUUUAUAUUAUGUUCUUUCUUGGAGUUAUUUUUACACAAUUUUGUGAUAAAAUCGUGUGCUAUAUGCAACAGUAUAAACAAUGACUCCUGACAAAUACACCGUUCUGUUCAAUGGCAAUAAUUAUAAAAUCUUUUUAAAAUAUCAGUGUUAAAUCUUGGUCUUGAUAUGUUUAAUGUUGAACUGAUGUUUUUUAUAUAUGGUGAAUAAUAAUCGUGGCCUUUACCACCUAGUUUCUCGAAAGUAUAUUUACAUAAAUGUUGUGGUUUAUAAGUGGGUUACUUUGAUGUAUUUUCUGCUUUCUUUUUUUAGAUGCAAAGUUCCUGUUCCCAAACUUGAUUGUAUAAUAUAUCCUCAGAAACAACUUCAGUAUAUAUUCCACAGGAAAUGUUAGGCAAUGUUGGAAUGUGAUGGAUAUGCAAUUAAGGAGCUUCAGCAGCUCACCACCAACUGUUGUGGAUUUUGUAUAAACUGCAUGUGUGGAAACACUGCAUGUGUAAUCCUCCAGAAGCAUUGCUGCUGGUGUCCAAAUUCUUCAACUCCAAAGUUUCUUUAUACAUUUUUUUAAAUAAGGGAACUAUGUUGCAUCUUUCUUUCAAUGCAUGAUGUACUGCAGUUAUCAGAGGCAUACUGACUAUGUCGAUCCUGAUGUAAAGAAACUUUGGAGUUGAAGAAUUUGCUUCUGGAGGAUUACACAUGCAUUUGAUUGAUUGAUUGACACCUUUAUUUAAACAGGGUAGUCCAAUCAGUAGUAAAAACUACUGCUAUCAACUGGAGCCCUACUAUUUAAAAAAAAAUACAAUCUUUACAUGCUAUAUGACAAUUAGGUAUUAAAACAAUAUACUAUAUAUAUAUAUAUAUAUAUAUAUAUAUAUAUAUAUAUAUAUAUAUAUAUAUAUAUAUAUAUAUAUAUAUAUAUAUAUAUAUAUAUAUACUAGAGAAUAAAACUAUUUUUGCUUUUUAUUAUAUACAACACAACCGUUGUAAUAAAAGGAUUUCUUUGCCUGUUCAGUUCGUACUCGAGGCAAGUGCAGUUUAUGACUCUGCCUAUAGUCACUCUACUAUGUACCGAGCUGUUAAGAGUAAAAUAAUUUUUAAAAAGUUGCGGACAACGUCCCUGAAUACAUUUAUUGACUAAUUUAAAAAUGUUGUCGUCUCGCCUGCUCUGCAGAGAAGGCCACUUCAACAUGUUCAUUGCUUUAUCACUCUCAGGUAUUCUGGACACAAUCCUAGCAGCAUGCCAUUAAAGCUUUUCCAGACUUGAGGCAUUACCAGCACCGCAGCGAUCCCAUACUGUAUAGGCAAGUGUUUCCUUGACUAUAUUUUGAACCUGGAGGACAGCUUUGUGAAAACCUUUCAGUUUAUACAAAAUCCACAAUGGCAUAUCCAUCACAUUCCAACACUGCCUAACAUUUCCUGUGGAAUAUAUGCUGAAGUUGUUUCUGAGGAUGCAUACCGUAAACCUCCGACUAUAAGCCCCCCCCCCCUGAAUAUAAGCCCACCACAUAUACUAAUGCUUACCUCAUUCCAAAUAUAAGCCCUCCCGAAUAUAAGCCCCCCAAAUAUAAGUCCCCCGAAUAUAAGCCCAGUAGCCCACUACGUUAUUCAACAUUGACAUUGUCUUUUAAUAUAGCAGAGAACGAUAUAGCUGACUAUGUUAAUCAAAUCAAUAGUUAAUCUAUUAUUAAUACAUGUUUAUUUUCCUGUUUAUGACUGACUUGUUUAUGUCUGACUUGUUUAUUACUAACACAAAAGAUCGUCCAUGUAUUAGCCCCCCCUUGUAUAAUAAGCCCCCCUUGUGUAAUAAGCCCCCCCCCCUUGUGUAAUAAGCCCAUCAAAAAUCGCUUACGAAAGUAUAUAAGCCCAGGGCUUAUAGUCGGAGGUUUACGGUAUAUAUUAUACAAUCAAGUUUGGGAACAGAAACUUUGCAUCUAAAAAUGAAAGCAGAAAAUACAUCAAAGUAACCCACUUAUAAACCACAACAUUUAUGUAAAUAUACUUUCGAGAAACUAGGUGAUAAAGGCCACGAUUAUUAUUUACCAUAUAUAAAAAACAUCAGUUCAACAUUAAACAUAUCAAGACCAAGAUUUAACACUGAUAUUUUAAAAAGAUUUUAUAAUUAUUGCCAUUGAACAGAACGGUGUAUUUGUCAGCGUCAUAUUGUUUAUACUGUUGUAUAUAGCACACGAUUUUAUCACAAAAUUGUGUAAAAAUAACUCCAAGAAAGAACAUAAUAUAAACGUAAAUAGUCCGGGAAAGUUAUAUCCAACGACAUAUUUUUAGAUAUCCAACAUAUCAUUCAUUUGCAUGAACAGUUCCAUGUUUAUAAUAGCACUUUAUACGCGUAUCUUGCGUCCACAUUCAGCUCACUCUUACGAACGAUUUCAAUGUACUAUCCACAGAAAAUACGAUAAAAGACAAGAUCACGAAAAUUUUCCAUUUUAAUACUGAAAAUACACUUCUCGCCAAUACAUUUCCCUAUUUAUACUUGCUGCAAUCUACUUGCCAGCAACAUGGCGGCCGUCAAUUUCCGGUGCGAGGCGGCAGCGUCAAAAACAUCAAAGGAGUGGCCUUUCUGUUCAAUUCUUUAUUCUGUGGUAAUGAUGGUGCAGACAACAUUACUUUAAAUUUACAUAAAGUAUUAUUUAUCCCAGAAAUUAAGAAGAAUCUACUAUCAGUCCCAGCGAUGACCCAAAUGGAAGCUGAGGUUAUAUUCGACGAUGAAAAAUGUUAUAUAAUCAAGAAUGGGAAGACAAUCAACAUUGGACAUUUGCUCGAAAGCAAGUUAUAUGUUGUAAACACUCAACCAGACUAUGUUAACAUUACAACAACAAAAGUCCCAACACUAAGGGAAUGGCAUUGUAGAUAUGGGCACUUAAACUUUGGAUACAUCAAUAAAUUGGCACAAGGAAACUUAGUCACUGGUAUGAAAUAUACUAAGGGUGAAACCAGCCAAGAAUGUGAAGCAUGCACAAGAGCAAAGAUGCAUCGAAUACCUGUCCCAAAACAAAGCUCUAAUAGAACGACUCAACCGCUGGAAUUAAUUCACAGUGAUGUAUGCGGACCAAUGAACACUGACUCCAUUGGUGGAAGUAAGUACAUUUUAACAUUUACUGAUGAUUACACUAGAUAG
Molecule: messenger RNA, 3981 nt
Organism: Paramuricea clavata
Lineage: Eukaryota; Metazoa; Cnidaria; Anthozoa; Malacalcyonacea; Plexauridae
Source: the annotation of a GenBank genome assembly